Molecule: messenger RNA, 1506 nt
Organism: Theobroma umbraticum
Lineage: Eukaryota; Viridiplantae; Streptophyta; Magnoliopsida; Malvales; Malvaceae
Product: chromatin remodeling protein SHL
Molecular function (GO): chromatin binding
Source: RefSeq, a predicted model, not a curated record
ACGUGAACCGUCACCGCUCCCGCACGCUUCCUCCAAGCCUGAAAGUCUUGUGACCAAUCCAAUCACCCUCUGACGUGGAUCCUCACUUAUCCUUCCUUUUCUACUCCCAUGGAACCCCCCAACUUUCCCCCGAAUUCCGAUCUUAUUCCCUGUUCAAACUAAGAUCAACGCUGAUUAAACCCCCUCACAUAACUUCAUCAUAACCUCCGGAAAACACCGGAACUCAACUCCCCGCCAAAAAAGUAAACAAGGCAAAGCAGGGGAAAAAAAUGUUGAGAAAAUUUUAAAAUAAAUUAAUUUUUUAAAAUUUCUUUUUGGCCAGUCCACAAUCUUUCUCUUGUCCUUGUGCAUGCCUUUGUAUUGUAUUUCUCUGAACAUUUGCUUACCCUUUUUAUUUACCCUUUCUUUUCUUCCAUGGCCAAAGCCAAAGCCCCAAGGCGAACUCUAGAUUCCUAUACAGUCAAACACAUCAACAAAACAAUUAAAGCUGGGGAUUGCGUGUUGAUGCGACCAGCGGAUCAAUCAAAGCCGUCAUACGUGGCGAGAAUCGAGCGGAUCGAGGCGGACGCACGGGGGGGAAACGUGAAGGUGCACGUGAGGUGGUACUAUAGGCCGGAGGAGUCGAUCGGAGGGAGGAGACAGUUCCAUGGAUCUAAAGAGGUUUUCUUGUCAGAUCAUUACGAUGUGCAAAGCGCUGAUACCAUCGAAGGAAGGUGUACGGUCCAUAGUUUCAAGAGCUAUACCAAGCUUGACGCCGUUGGAAACGACGACUUCUUCUGUCGUUUUGAGUAUAAUUCCUCCACCGGUGCUUUCAAUCCCGAUCGCGUCGCCGUUUAUUGCAAAUGUGAGAUGCCUUACAAUCCUGAUGACUUAAUGGUUCAGUGCGAAGGUUGCAGUGACUGGUUUCAUCCUGCUUGUAUAGAAAUGACAGCAGAGGAGGCUAAACGACUUGACCACUUCUUUUGUGAAAGUUGUUCAUCUGAAGGUCAGAAGAAGUUGCAGAACUCCCAUGCCACUUCCAGACACUCAGAUACAAAGGAAUGCUUACAUUAAAAUCCACCUUCUUACCAGAAGGAGGCAGAAGAACCUUCAAAACUUGGUGUUGCUCAGAAUUCCCGAGCUAUGGUCUCACUUUGCUAUUCCUAAAAUCGCCAAUUCAGUUGUUCAUUUGGCAUGCUUUAUGUUGUAUAUAUAUGCCUGUUUUUGUGGCUUCAAUUUCUGAGUUGAGAAUAUAUCAGAGCUGUAGAGUGAUAACAGUCACAGAUAUUGAGAUAUGUAGAGUGAUGACUUGAUGUGUAAGUGAGAGUCCACAAUGUCCAUGCUAAGGAGUUAGAAUAUGGACUAUGUACUUAUCUCUUAGGAGAAUGUUUUGAGUCAUUUUUAAUUCAAUAGAGGAAGCAUAAGUUAGUGUUUGUUGAGUUUCAUGUUGCACGUAUGCAUAAAGAGUGUAGUAGUGAUAAAAAAAAGUGUACAAUUGGGUAUGCUCACUGGGAUUUACGUUGUUCU